CACCCAUAUAUAUAACUAAACAAAGAAAAAAGAAAACGAAUAUAGAAGUUGAUUCACAAAUCACACGUAGUGGCACGUUGCUUUUUGUGCCACUUGACGAUCUCCGUCGUCGACAUGAACCACUCCUCUCCGGCUACCGGAAUUUCAUCACGAUCAUCAUCUCUAGGAUCCCAUUUUUGUCCAUCUAAAACAUCUCAGUUUUCGGUUGGUAGUCUAAAGCUUUGCGGGUUCGGGUUCGAGUUGAAGAGAAAGGACUUGUUGAAGAGACGGCUUAAGUUCGUAGUCAGUGCGGAGCUCUCGAAGCCAUUCUCCCUCAGCUUCGGGUUGGACUCUCAGACCUUUCGGUCUCAUGACCCAUCACAGGCGCCUUGGAUUGGUCCAGUUCCUGGGGAUAUUGCAGAGGUUGAGGCAUAUUGUAGAAUCUUCAGAACCACUGAAUGGCUUCAUGCUGCGCUAAUGGAUACAUUGUGCAAUCCAUUGACUGGCGAAUGUAGCAUUUCAUAUGAUUUCACUCCAGAGGAGAAACCACUAUUGGAAGAUAAAAUAGUCUCUGUGCUUGGUUGCAUGGUGUCCCUUCUUAACAAAGGGAGAGAGGACGUCCUUUCUGGAAGAUCCCCGAUUCAAAAUUCCUUUCGGGUUGGAGAUGUAAGCUCAGUUGAAGAUAAACUUCCUCCACUUGCCAUUUUCAGGAGUGAGAUGAAAAGGUGUUGUGAGAGCUUGCAUAUUGCUCUUGAAAACUAUCUGAUGCCUGACGAUGAUCGAAGCUUGGAUGUAUGGAGGAAACUUCAGAGACUGAAGAACGUCUGCUAUGAUUCUGGUUUUCCUCGGGGGGAGAAUUAUCCAUGCCAUACGCAGUUUGCAAAUUGGAAUCCUAUUUAUUUUUCGACUUCUAAAGAAGACAUAUGGUCCAAAGAUUCCGAGGUAGCUUUUUGGAUGGGUGGUCAGGUAACAGAAGAAGGCCUGAAGUGGUUAGUGAAGAAAGGAUACAAAACAAUUGUAGACCUUAGAGCAGAGACUGUAACGGACAACUUCUAUCAAGCAGCCUUAGAUGAUGCUGUUCUAUCUGGGAAAAUUGAACUGGUCAAAAUUCCUGUUGAAGUUGGGACCGCACCUUCAAUGGAGCAGGUCGAGAAGUUUGCAUCUUUAGUUUCAGAUUACAGCAAAAAGCCCAUAUAUCUUCACAGUAAGGAAGGAGUAAAGAGAACUUUGGCCAUGGUCUCCAGAUGGAGGCAGUACAUGUCUCGCUGUUCACAGCAGUUUGUCUCUGGUCAACACGUAGCUUCCAAUGGUUUUUUAUUACAAGAUGCUGAUGGAAUGAGAAAAAUGCAGGAGUCUUGCAUUGUUGAAGAAAGCUCUCUGCUGGGAAAGGAGAGUGGGUUGAUGCAGGAGUCUUUGGGUUCAAAUGGUGUACCCUAUGAAAAAGUCUCUCCAUACAAGGGUAAGAAGCAUCAAAGCAGUAAUGGGGCCCUCAGCAGCCUUGUUUCUGUCCAAGGUAUGCCAUCAGAAUUAGCUGAUAAUGGAGUAGGAUCCCCAGCAAACUUCACCAUAGAUAUUGACCCUCUGAAGGUUCAGGCUCCUACAUGCAAUGUUUUCUCCAAAAAAGAAAUGUCUAGGUUUUUUAGGAGUAGAAAGAUCUCACCUUCUACUUAUAAAAAUGACCAAUUGAAAGGAUUCCAAAUAUUACCAAUUUCUAGAGAUGCGCAUAAUGGAACAAUGUGGAAAGGUGAUAUUGUUCGUACUGACACUAUGUCCCAGCCUCUGGAGUCGGGAGGUCCCAAUGGGUCACUCAAUGGAAAGACUCUUUCUCCAGAGACCCAGAAAUCACCUGCUGAUGAUGAGAAGAAUUUGAUUGGUGAUAUUCUGGUCUCUGUUGGUCCAGUUGUGAAUGGACUGGACCAAGUGGAUAGGCCUUUUGUGAUGACAGAAACUAAUAUCUCUACCGUUGUGAAUACUAACUUUGAUGAGACUGUGAGAUCCCAAUCAAUACUAAAGGAUCGGAAGAGUAAUAGCGGGGCUGCCUUAAUUUCAGCCAAUGAUGAUCUGGGGCCAAUUGAAGGUAAUAUGUGUGCUUCUACAACUGGUGUUGUAAGGGUCCAAUCAAGAAAGAAAGCAGAGAUGUUUUUAGUUCGGACAGAUGGACACUCUUGUGCCAGAGAAAAGGUGACAGAAUCGUCUUUGGCCUUCACUCAUCCUAGUACCCAGCAGCAGAUGCUUAUGUGGAAAUCAACACCAAAGACUGUAUUGCUGUUAAAGAAACUAGGGCAAGAGCUCAUGGAAGAAGCAAAAGAGGUUGCCACUUUCUUGUAUUACCAAGAGAAAAUGAACGUUCUUGUGGAACCUGAUGUGCAUGAUAUAUUUGCUAGAAUCCCAGGGUUUGGAUUUGUUCAGACCUUUUAUAGUCAAGACACCAGUGAUCUGCAUGAGAGGGUUGACUUUGUGGCAUGCUUGGGUGGUGAUGGGGUUAUACUCCAUGCAUCAAAUUUAUUUAGAGGUGCUGUGCCUCCUGUUGUCUCAUUUAAUCUUGGAUCUCUUGGAUUUCUGACUUCCCAUGGUUUUGAAGAUUAUAAGCAAGACUUAAGACAGGUCAUCCAUGGAAACAAUACUCUGGAUGGUGUCUAUAUAACUCUCAGAAUGCGUCUUCGAUGUGAAAUUUUUCGAAAUGGUAAAGCGGUGCCUGGGAAAGUAUUCGAUGUUCUAAAUGAAGUUGUUGUUGAUCGGGGUUCUAAUCCAUAUCUUUCUAAAAUUGAAUGCUAUGAACAUGACCGACUCAUAACCAAGGUACAAGGUGACGGAGUCAUUGUAGCCACCCCUACAGGAAGUACUGCUUACUCUACAGCUGCAGGAGGUUCCAUGGUGCAUCCAAAUGUUCCUUGCAUGCUCUUCACACCAAUAUGCCCACACUCCCUCUCAUUUAGACCAGUUAUACUUCCAGAUUCUGCAAGGCUGGAAUUGAAGAUCUGGGGAUUCAAUCUUGGAGCUGCCCUUUCCGAUGCCCAUAUUCCAGAGGAUGCUAGAAGCAAUGCAUGGGUUUCUUUCGAUGGGAAGAGAAGGCAGCAACUCUCAAGAGGAGAUUCUGUACGAAUACAUAUGAGUCAACACCCACUUCCGACAGUCAACAAGUCUGACCAGACAUGUGAUUGGUUUCACAGCUUGAUUCGCUGUCUAAAUUGGAAUGAGAGGCUUGAUCAAAAGGCCCUUUGAAGAAACCUAAUCUCUUGCCAUACCAGAGUACUGAGGUUCUUGUAAACAUACUGUACAUAUUAUAAGUUGAGAUUAAAGAAAGAGAAUUUGACUUUACAAAUAGUAAAUACGAUCCAUUCCCACAUUGGCUCCCACAUGAAGGUAGGGUUUGCCACUUACCUCAGUUUUCCUCUUUCCAGUAUGACAAAAUGUAAUUCAUGUUAACUGCCAUGAUCUGUUACACAGCAAUAAAGAUCUAAUUUUU
Juglans microcarpa x Juglans regia is the source of this 3445-nucleotide messenger RNA. Its product is annotated as NAD kinase 2, chloroplastic-like. Gene Ontology annotation, biological process: NADP+ biosynthetic process; NAD+ metabolic process. Bases 115 to 3201 code for a protein of 1028 amino acids. The record is from RefSeq and is a predicted model, not a curated record. The transcript has 10 exons. Lineage: Eukaryota; Viridiplantae; Streptophyta; Magnoliopsida; Fagales; Juglandaceae. Gene Ontology annotation, molecular function: NAD+ kinase activity.